UCCUAAUCUGACGUCGAGUCAAACGAGUUCGAUGUAAACAUGGUGAAAGAGAGAUGAGAGAAACGCCAAAAUGGUCUUCGAAAGCGUGGUGGUAGACGUCCUCAACCGAUUUCUAGGGGACUACGUGGUCAACCUUGACAGCUCACAACUAAAGCUUGGCAUAUGGGGAGGUGAUGCUGUUCUUAGAAAUCUGGAAAUAAAGGAAAAUGCUUUGAGCCAGUUAGACAUUCCCUUUAAAGUGAGAGCUGGUCAUAUAGGACGCCUGGAGCUAAAGAUCCCAUGGAAGAACCUCUACAACCAGUCAGUGGAGGCCACGCUGGAUGGUGUCUAUCUGCUUAUAGUUCCCACAGCAAGUAUAAAGUAUGAUGCAGAAAAAGAGGAGAAGCAGCUCCAGGAGGCUCGUCAGAGGGAGCUACAGCGGAUAGAGGAGACAAAGCUGAAGGCCGCUGAGCGAGAGAACCCCAAGCAAGAGAAGCAGGACACAUUUAUGGAAAAGCUUGUUACUCAGGUCAUCAAAAACCUGCAAGUGAAGAUCUCGAACAUCCACGUGCGCUAUGAAGAUGUUGUCACCAAUCCAAGCUGCCCUUUGUCAUUUGGAGUCUCACUUAAAAACCUCAGCCUUCAGACAGCUGAUGAGAACUGGAAACCCAGUCUUUUGGAUGAAAAUUCCAGGCUUUUCUUCAAGUUGGUAAAACUAGACAACUUGUUCGCCUACUGGAAUGUCAGCUCAGUGCUCUUCUCCAAUCACAGCCCAGAUGAGGCCCUGCGAUGUCUCCAGAGCAGCAUGGAAAUAAACCGUAAUCAUCUUGUCAGCCACGACUUCAUUUUUCGUCCCAUCUCAGCCGAUGCUAAACUGCGGAUGAAUCCCAGAUCAGAUGUCGAUUUCUCCUCUCCUAAAGUGGACCUGAUGGUCAAUCUCAGGGAGGUGGCCAUUGAACUCAACAGAUCCCAGUACAUUAGCAUCUUGGAGCUGCUGGGCUCCGUGGAUAUGAUGUCAAGGAACCUGCCAUACAGGAAAUACAGACCCAUGGUCCAAGUUCACAAGAAUGCCCGCCUAUGGUGGAAGUACGUGAUCACAGGCGUCCUGGAGGUAGAUGUGAAGCCACGGCUCCACAUGUGGUCAUGGCAGCACAUCCGCAGGCACCGGGAUAUGGUGAAAUGCUACAGAGAGCUCUACAAGACAAAGAUCACCAGCAAGAAACCCAGCGAUGAGCUUCUCAAGCAGCUAGAGAAAACUGAGAAGACCUUGGAUAUUUUUAACAUCACACUGGCAAGACAGCAGGCUGAGGUGGAGGCAAGCAAGGCAGGUCUACGCAUUUACCGUCCAGGGCUAAAAAUGGAGGAAGAGGAGUCUCAGGGUUGGUUGAGCUGGAUGUGGAACUGGGGAGGAGAGCCAGAAGCACAAACAAAAGAGGCCAAGACCGGAGGUUUUGAUGAGCUGUUAACCCCUGCUGAGAAAGCCAAACUCUACACUGCCAUUGGAUACAGCGACACUGCUGUAAAUCCCAACCUGCCAAAGAACUUUGAGGACAUGAAGGUGAAUUUUCACAUGGAGAGGCUGUCUGUGUCCAUUAAAGACAACAAGGACAAAAAUGAGAUCAUCAAGCUGACUGUGGGAGAGCUCAAGUCCACGCUCACGCAGAGACCGGGAGCGCAAGCCAUCAAGGUCACAGCCCAGCUCAGUCUGUUCGAGGUCACCGGGCAGGCCAGCAACCGACCAGCACCGACCGUCCUUUCAUCAAGAAAGGCAGCCACAGGAACGGGGACCCCGCUGCUUUGCAUCCUGUUUGAGACCAACCCGCUGGAUGAGAGUGCUAACCAGCGGCUUCACGUUGAAUCGCAACCCUUGGAGAUCAUCUACGAUGCUCUAACGGUGAACAGCAUGUCAGCAUUCUUCAUGCCUCCUGACGACCUGCAGCUGGAUGAGCUCACCAAUGCGACCCUGAUGAAACUGGAGCAGUUUAGAGACCGCACAGCCACUGGUUUAAUGUAUGUGAUUGAAACACAGAAAGUUCUCGACCUGAAGGUGGACCUGAUGGCCUCCUACGUCAUCAUUCCACAGAGUGGCUUCUACAAUGGCACUCAGAACAUCAUGUUGCUGGAUCUUGGUCAUUUCCAGAUGUCCAGUCAAAGCAGGAAGCAUCUGCCUCAGCUGUCCGUGUGCACCAGCAACAUCGAAGACAUCAUGUCCAGAGCUUACGACAGCUAUGACAUACAUCUUAGCAGCCUGCAGUUCCUUUACAGUAAACCAGAUCAUGACUGGAAGAAGGCCCGGAAACAGAAACUGUCACCACUCCACAUCCUUGAACCAGUGGAUCUAAAAGUGGUUUUCAGCAGGGCGAUGGUUGUCUCAGACUCCCGCAUGGCAAAGUAUAAGAUGUCUGGAGAGCUUCCUCUGUUGUCCCUUCGCAUUUCCGAUAAUAAACUUCGAAGUGUUUUGGAGCUGGUAGAUAGUAUCCCCCUGCCUGAGAGCAGACCUGCUGCACGAGGCCAGUCCUCUGGAAAGGGAAAACAGUCGUUCACCCCUCAGCUCACCCCCAGAAGACCUCUGAACUUAGCUGACCAGCGCUCCUCUCUCAUGUUCGAGUCAUGUGAGACCAUCAGCAUCACCUCACUGGGGUCAGAGGAAGAUCUGUUCUACGACGCCCCCAGCUCUCCCAUUGGCGACAAGCCGUUCUUCCCAGACAAUCCCAUGCUGCUGCGCUACGCAGAUUUGAGCAAAAGAAAAAGUUUCUUCAAGGAAGACGCUAAGAAGAACAUGACUGAGUUCAUCAUGAAGUUUGAGAUAAGUGAGUUUUCUGUUCAGUUGUGUCGUCUCUCUGGACAGAAGGAAGUCACAGUGCUCCACUUGGACAUAGAGGGCCUGGGCACUGAGCUUAAAAUACGCACCUUUGACAUGACAUCCAACACCUACCUGCGAGAGAUCUGCCUCAAGUGUCCAGAAUACAUGGAUUCUGAAGACAAGCAAGUUCAGCUCAUCACCACUCUAGACAACACAGAGGUUGACCUGCUCACUCUGGAGUACAUCAAAGCUGAUAAGAACGGUCCUGAGUUCAGGUCUCAACACAACAAUACAGAGCAGCUCAUCAAGGUGACCUUCUCAUCCCUGGAUGUUCAUCUCCACACGGAGGCCCUCCUCAACGCCAUGAACUUCCUCAACAACCUCCAGCCUCCGUCGACUAAGAAGGAAGGAGGGCAGGACGAGCUCCCCACCAUCCCCGAGGAGGAUGAGGGAGAGAGGGAGGAAGAAAAGAAGGAGGAAACCACUGUGACCAGAAAAAAAUCUACAAAAAAAUCGAAGUAUGCAGACGUGGUUAAUCUGCACAUCAGAGCUGAUCUCCGCUGCCUGAAAGUUUUCAUUCGGGGGCAGAAAGCCAGGAUCUCAGAGAUCAGUAUUGAAGGUCUGGUUUCUGAGGUCCUGAUGAGGAAGAAGGAGACGGAAAUUCUGGCCAAUUUAAAGAACAUUGUGAUCCUGGACUGCAACAAAGACGCUUUUUACAAGAAGGCUGUUUCUAUAGCAGAUAAGGAAGUGUUUGCGUUCCGCAUGGUUAACUACACAGAUGCAACAGAAGGAGACGCCUAUCUGGACAUGUCUAACGUUGACACCUGUGUCUCACUGACAGUGGGAUGCAUUCAGUUCGUCUUCCUCAACAAGUUCGUCUCCUCCAUACUGGAAUUUAUCAAUAACUUCCAAGAGGCUAAAGAGGCGCUGGCUGAAGUCACAGUCCAGGCGGCAGAAAAAGCAGCUUCGGGCGUGAAGGAACUGGCAGAGAGGAGCACUCGGAUCGCUCUUAACGUCCACUUCAAUGCACCCGUCAUUUUCCUUCCUCAGUCCUCCUCUUCCUCAAACGUCAUCGUCGCUGACCUUGGUCGGCUGUCUGUCAAAAACCGUUUUUCCAAGCAGCCUUUUAAAGGCGAUGCCAAGAUCCCUCCUGUUGUGGAUAUAAUGACCGUGAGACUCACUGACCUCAAGAUGUACAGAACCACGUAUGUAAAUGAAAGUUUUCAGGGAGAGACGCAACUGUUGAUGCCAGUCAGCCUCGACCUGGAAAUCCAGAGAAAUCUUUCAUCUAACUGGUACCACAUCAUACCUGACAUAGAGAUCACUGCUCAUCUAAAGCCCAUAAGUCUUAUCCUGUGCCAGGAAGACAUGACUGUGGUGCUGAGGAUUCUGAGUGAAAACCUGUCGGAGACGUCUGACGCUGUUCCGCCUCGAGCUGCUCUGCCCUCCACAGACCGCUCCUCGGACUCUGUGUCCAUCAAAGAGUCUCAAGGCUCUGGAACCACUGGACCAGGCAGCGAUCCUGAUAAUGUUGUUGCAGGUAACACAGUGGUGACGGCUGCUGUUGUGGAGACCCAGCAAAGCGGCAAGCUAAAGAGCAAGCUCAAAUUAGACUUCAAGUUUGACUCCAUGACGCUGGUCCUCUACAGCCCAAAUGAGAAUGAGACACAGCAGUUAGACCCCCAUGAUGAGCAGCUGAAGCUGGCAGAGUUCACUCUGGGCACCAUCUCCACCUCCGUCCACAUGUUCUCCGACAGCUCCAUGAAAGCCUCCGUCUGUCUCGCUACAUGCCUUCUGGACGACAAGAGGCCAAAAAUCAAAAUGGUCACUCCGAGGAUGAUGGCGAUGCGUCCCGGUGCAGAGCAGAACAUGAUGGUGGAGGUGAACUAUCGACAGGGCCGUGAUGGUACCACUUUAGACACUGUGGUGCAGGAUGUGUACCUGUGUGCCAGCAUGGAGUUUCUGCUCACGGUGGCAGAUAUCUUCCUCAAGGCCAGCCAGCAGGGAUUCAAUCAGGUGCCACAGCACAAGAACUCCGGUGCAGGAGAUAAAAAGAACAUUAACUCCUCUGUCACAUCCAAAGAGUCCACCACAGCUCCCCCCGUGGUGUCAAAGACAGUGAUGAAUGUUGUGGUGCUUAACCCGGAGAUUGUGUUUGUGGCUGACCUGACGCGUGCUGACGCCCCGGCUCUGGUCAUGACCACACAGUGUGAACUGUCCAUGGAAAGCGGGGCAGAGCGAUCAAAGAUGACGGCUGUUAUUAAGGACCUCAAGGUAGUGGCAUGUCCCUUCUUAAGAGAGAAGAGGAAAAACAAUGUGACCACAGUGCUGCAGCCGUGUGAGGUGUCCUUCAAGAGCACUCAGUCCACAAACUCCCCUCAGGCUAUGGAGGUCGUCAUCAGUUCUCUCUCACUGAAGGUAUCUCCAAUCAUCAUCAACACAGUGAUAACCAUCCAGUCCGCGCUGACUCCCUCCCUGGCUGAGACCCCAGAGGUGCUGGACAGCCCCGUCGCUGUGGAUUUGUGGGAGAAACGGGGCUGGAAGGAAUUCAAAUUCUGGUUCCUAGAAGACGACAGAGAUGAAGACAUAAAGUCACUGAUCCCGUUGAUACCAAAGGGAGAAUCCUUAAAGGUGAACAUCAACUCCAUCUGUCUGACUCUGGAGGCUGGAGUGGGACACCGAACCGUCCCCAUGCUUCUGGCCAAGUCCUCCUUCCAUGGAGAUGUGACAGACUGGACCACGCUCAUUAACCUCCACAGUGAGCUCAAACUGGAGGUUCACUAUUACAAUGAGGUGAUGGGUGUUUGGGAGCCACUGCUGGAGCCUUUAGAAGAUGAGACCAGAGAUGGUUUCAGAUCCUGGAGACUGGGACUGAAGAUGAAGAAGAAGCCAGUGAAGUUCACAGGUGUGUCAGAUGAAGUGGAUUGUAAUGUCCCGGAUUAUAAGACAGUAAUUGUGAUCAGCAGUAAAGACCAGCUCAACAUCACCCUCUCCAAAUGUGGACUGGCCAUGCUGAGUAACCUGGGCACGGCGUUUGCUGAAGCUGCCAAACAGACGGCAGAGUGUUUCCAAAAGGAUGAAGCUCCGUUUGUAGUGAAAAACCGUCUGGGCCUGGCGAUAUCGGUCCGCCACAGUGACAUGUUCUGUCCCAUCGGAAAGCAGAGCACCGACCACCGUGUGAUGCUGGAGAACGGUGAAACCCUCGGGAUGGACUAUUUAACCACGACAAACUCUGAUCAGUUCUCAGCUAUGACCUCACUGAGUGGAAAGGACUACUACAUAGAGCCCACUCCGGUGGGCCACACUUCCGCCAGUGUGAUCCCCCUGAUCAAAGUGGGCAGGGGGAUGUACAGCGUAAUGCACAAGCAGUCGGGAGUCACUCGUUUCCUGGUCUGUCAGAUUUACUCAGUGGAGGGCAGCAAGUACGUCAAGAUCCGCUCUCCGUUCCAGAUCAUCAAUCAUUUCUCGAUACCAUUCAAAGUUUUUGAAGGGUCAACAUGUCUGGGCACAGCUCUCCCCACUGAGGAGUUCUGUGUGCCUCUGGACUCAUAUAGGUCUGAGCUGAGCCUUCAGCCAAUAACAGGGGACGAAGCAGACGAUCAGGGAGACCAGUUCGAGUGCUCAGAGGGCUUCAGCUAUGAGGACAUCAGCAAAGAGCAACCAGAAACACCACUCCACCAGACGUGCCGUCGCCGUGGAGAUCAGGGCGGUGUGAUGACGGUCAACAUCGUUCCAUUAAAGGAUGCGGUGACAUUCAAACACACUGGAGAUGCCGGGGAGAACUUUGAUGUCCCCUUUGUGCUUCACCUGUGGCCUUCAGUUCUGAUACGCAACCUGCUGCCUUACCCCAUCGCCUACAAACUGAAGAACAGUGGAGUCUCUGUCCCCGAGGCUACUCUGGACCCAGGACACUCGGCCCAACUUCACACCGCAGUCAUCAACCAGUCAAGCCUCGAUCUCCGCCUGCUGGACUACUUGGCUCAGGAUUGGUCUGCUGAAUACAGCCUCUGCAGUGACCAGGAAGAGAUCACCUUCAUCGUGUUCCAGUCUCAACGAGAGGAUGAAGAAGACGACGGAGAAGGGCCAGAGAGGAAGAGGGCUGAGUUGGAUAUAGCCGUGCAUGUUAAAUAUGAUCUGGGACAGACGGUGAUUGCUAUUCACUCACCAUACUGGAUGGUGAAUAAAACGGGCAGGCUGCUGCAGUACAAGGCUGACGACAUCCACCGUAAACACCCCCUGAAUUAUGACAUGCCCCUGCUCUUCUCCUUCAAGCCUCGCUACUUUCUGCGAAACAAUAAAAUACGUCUUAUGAUCUCAGACAGCGAACUGUCGGACGAGUUUUCCCUGGACACAGUUGGUAGCCAUGGAGAUGUGAAAUGUAAAGGCAGGUUCAAGGACUAUCUGGUUGGUGUGAAGAUUGAGGCGAGCAGUUUCAGCCUGACCCGCAUGGUGACCUUUGUGCCCUUUUACAUGCUGGUCAACAGCACAAAGCACAGUGUCUUCAUAUGCCAGGAAGGGCAAGAAAACUGGACUGAGGCGAAGCCCCUUCAGUCAGCCAUUCCCUUCUGGCCUGAGAACGACGCCAAGCAGCUGAGGAUCAAAGUAGAAGGAUGUUUAUCUGUUCCUCAGACUAUUGACUUUACUCGACCAGAAAACUGCCUGUUGCUGCAUCUGGACAACUCUAUGGGUGGGAUCAUCGUAGAUGUGAAUCUGUCAGAGCAUUCGGCCACCAUCCGAUUCUCUGAGUACCAUGAUGGCGCUGCCCCUUUCCUCAUCAUCAACCACACAAAAGACCAGACUGUUCAGUUUCAACAGAGCGUCCGGAAAGAGACCUCGUGGGUGGCUGACGAGCUGCUCGACCUCUCCUUCUCAGGGGAAGAGGAGGACAGCUCUCAGAAGGAGACGGAGCAGGAGGAGCUGGAGGCAGGGAAAGCUGUGCACUACACCUGGACUGAGCCCACGGGGUCCCGGGAGCUUUGCUGGAAGUGUGGAGAAUAUAGCGGGACGCUGAAGAAUGAGGAGGACCAGCGUAAAGACAUGAACGAUGAAGGAAAACUUUUUGUCAUCUCCUUUUAUGAAGGUCUGCAGCGCGUUGUGUUGUUCACCGAGGAUCCACAGACCUAUAGGCUGCUCUGUGAGAAUGAGAAGGCGCAGCUAGCCGAACAGGAAAUCGUCCUGUCGCUAAAGAACGUGGGCGUGUCUCUGGUCAACAACAGCAGCAGCCAAGAGGUCUCCUUUAUCGGCAUCACAAGCUCUGAUGUGGUGUGGGAAUACAAGCCCAAGAAGAAGAAUCGGUGGAAGACUCUGAAAACUAAAGAAACUGAGAUGUUGGAGGACGCGUUUAAAGAAUACAUUGAAUCAGGGCCUACGGACAUUUUAAUUGUCGACCUGGAACACAACUUCCAGGUGACCUUUACUCCCAACGCCAUGGACAUGCAGAUGAUGCAGCCAUGUGAGGCUGCUCUCCGGAGGCACUACCUGCCCGGGGUGAAGCUGGAGUACAGCGUCUCACCACGGCAGAGAGCCUACCGCGUCCAAAUCCACCGCAUACAGAUCCAGAAUCAGCUGCCGGGCGCCAUCUUCCCCUACGUUUUUUACCCCGUAAAACUGCCAAAGUCUGUCGUCAUGGACUCAGAGCCCAAACCUCUAACCGAUAUUAGCAUCAUUACCAGAGCGGCGGGGCAUUCUGACAUCUCUCGCAUCAGGUACUUCAAGGUGUUGAUUCAAGAGAUGGAUCUGAAGCUGGAUCUGGGCUUCCUGUACGCCAUCCUGGACCUGUUCACCCCCGAGGGAGCCAGCAUCACGAGCUCCGAGCAGGAGGUGGAACUGUUCGAGAAGGACGUAGAGUAUAUAAAGACUGCACUAAACCAUGUCUCUGCUGCUGACACGUCACCCAUCAGCCUCUAUGAGUACUUCCACAUCUCACCCAUCAAGCUUCACCUGAGUUUCUCUCUGAGCACGGGAGGAAAAGAUGGCCUGAAGGAGAAAAGAGACACGGAGCUCAUCCCCGUCCAGUCCCUCAACCUGUUACUGAAGAGCAUCGGGGCGACUCUCACUGAUGUGCAGGACGUCGUCUUUAAACUGGCCUACUUCGAGUUUUUCUUCCAGUUUUGUACCACUCAGCAGCUACAAUGGGAAGUCAUCAGGCAUUAUUCUAAGCAGGCUAUUAAACAGAUGUAUGUGCUUGUGCUGGGCCUGGAUGUGCUUGGAAACCCUUAUGGGCUGAUCAGAGGAUUGUCAGAGGGGGUGGAGGCUUUCUUCUAUGAGCCCUAUAAGGGAGCCAUCCAGGGUCCUGAGGAGUUUGUUGAGGGAGUGACUCUUGGAGUGAAGGCUCUGGUGGGAGGAGCAGUAGGGGGUCUGGCAGGUGCAGCAUCCAGAAUAACGGGCGCCAUGGCGAAAGGCGUCGCUGCAAUAACAAUGGAUGAGGAAUAUCAGCAGAAGAGACGAGAAGCGAUGAACAGACAACCCAGUGGUCUGAGAGAGGGUCUGACCAGGGGUGGGAAAGGAUUAGUGUCCGGAUUUGUCAGUGGGAUCACAGGGAUCGUUACCAAACCUGUUAAAGGAGCCCAGAAGGACGGUGCAGCAGGCUUCUUUAAAGGUGUCGGUAAAGGUUUGGUUGGUGCUGUAGCCAGACCUACCGGAGGCAUUAUUGACAUGGCCAGCAGCGCUUUCCAGGGCAUCAAGAGGGCGGCGGAGACUUCACAGGACGUCGAGUCCCUCCGUCCUCCUCGCUUCAUACACGAGGAUGGUGUCAUCCGACCGUACAAGGAGAGGGAGGGCUUCGGCAGUCAGAUGCUCCAGAAAAUUGAGAACGGGCGAUUUGCCAAGUACAGAUACUUUGCUCACGCCAAGGUCAAUGACUCCGACUUCCUCAUGAUCACAAAGAGGGGAAUAUUUUUUGUGACCAAAGGCACAUUUGGCCAGUUGACCUGUGAGUGGCAGUAUCUGUUUGAAGAGUUCACCAAGGAUCCAAUGAUUGUAGAGAACCGGCGACUUCGCAUUGAGGCCAAGGAGAGAGUGAAGUCAGUCUUCCAUGCUAAAGAGUUUGGAAAGAUCAUAAACUUCAAAACUCCUGAAAUAGCCAAGUGGGUUCUUGCUAAAUUGGAGGAUGCCAGAGAGAGUUUACCCAAAUACUGACUCCAACGCAAAUAAACACACACAAGGUCCAUGUGUGUCAGUGCCUUUGUUCUCUUAGUGCAUGUUCGUCUGAUUUCCCUCCACGAGUGAGUAGCGCACAAGCGAUGUCGUAUGUCAACUGUGCGCGCCGAGGGGGGGGCGCGAAAGACUCCAGCCAGUAGUUUGUACGCGUGCAUGCAAACAGACGCCGACUUAAAUCCACUUCGUUUGACACUGACCGCUUCGCUUUGAACCUGCUCUGCGUCCUUUUGCACACAUCUGGAGUUUUAAUGAUUUCUUUUAUGAAAAAAAAAAAAAGUCUUGAGUUUACAAACGUGUUGUGACAUCCGAGUCUCAAAAUGCUGGUGAAAUCGGAGGACUUUCCGUUUCCCGAGCCUUUAAGUUGCCAUGGUUCUGCUUGUUACACACACAUUACUAAUUUAAUUUCCAUUGAUCAUGAUUCAACUUGGCUGCAGAGAAGUCACUACAACAGCUACUGGUAGAAAACCACUUGAAUAACACAGAGGCCAAAUUAACCAGGGCUGCUGUAGCACAUUUAAUACUGUACACUGUUUAUUUUACUGCUUAAUGUAAAAGGGAAACACAUUGAAAUUGGUAUGGCUUUGUAUUAAAAUGUGCAUCCUCAGAUCCCCUGAUUUCUUUUACUCUAUUUUUCCUCCUUUUUAUACAUUUCUGCAAGAUAAAGACUGUUCAGUGUCAUUUAGAGACGCAUGCUAUUUUUAUACUGUACCCACAUGUAUCAAUCUGCUGUAUAGUGACCUGAUAUCCUGUAUGUACAUAUAUAUAUCCAUCCUCACCUUGAUUGUCACCUUGUGAUUUUUAGGUUUUUAUACCACACAUAUGCAAUGCCAACCAUGUCGAGACGGACUGUGCAAAGAAGAGAAUGUUUAAGAAAAAAAAGAGGAAUGUUAUAAUUAUGACGAGCUGCUGUUAAUGUAUAUUUUAAAGGUUUGGUUUGGGGGUACAAAACACUUUAAUAUGACUAAAAAUAAUAAAUAUGCCAUUAAUGUUUGUCACUUAGUAUCUGGGGGGGAACAAAAUGUUCAGAGCUUGAAUUCUUUUGUUCAUGCUGUUUUGAGAAAAAAAUAAUAAAAUAAAAUACAUGUUUCAAAUUUCA
Messenger RNA from Mugil cephalus (flathead mullet), 11036 nucleotides. It is a transcript of the gene vps13a, whose product is annotated as vacuolar protein sorting 13 homolog A. Gene Ontology annotation, cellular component: extrinsic component of membrane. Bases 71 to 9919 code for a protein of 3282 amino acids. The transcript has 76 exons. The record is from RefSeq and is a predicted model, not a curated record. Gene Ontology annotation, biological process: protein targeting to vacuole; autophagy; protein retention in Golgi apparatus. NCBI's taxonomy places the organism in Eukaryota, Metazoa, Chordata, Actinopteri, Mugiliformes, Mugilidae.